Molecule: messenger RNA, 336 nt
Organism: Pyricularia pennisetigena
Lineage: Eukaryota; Fungi; Ascomycota; Sordariomycetes; Magnaporthales; Pyriculariaceae
Exons: 1
Source: RefSeq, a predicted model, not a curated record
AUGGAGGCUCUGUGUGUGAGCGGAUUACAUGGGGAUGUCACCGCACAAAUCGAAUCUUUGGAGGAAACAAAGACCGCCAUUCGCCAGUGUAUUCAUGUCGUCUCCGAUGCCGACGAGACUGUGCGAGAGGAGAGACGCAAUGUUUUUGCGGACAUCACCAUGGCCGACGACAGCUACGCUUUCUCUGUGUCCACUGUCGGAGAUUUAGUGACCGCGAGAGGAUUCCAUUUUAGCGGACGUGCCCGUCAUGUUGGUGGGCAGAUCAGCGAUGAAAGCUAUCAAAUGACCAUUGACGCACUUACGAAAUUGGACCUUGCGCACUCUGGACAGACCGUU